AUGCAGAUUCGAAUCAUUUUAUGGCUGUACAUAUCUCUGAUUCUGAUUGAGCUAUGCAUUGGAAUCUCGAGUCCUCUUCAACCAUUUACUACCUAUAAGCACACCGUAGAACUUCAGGCAAAUGUGGCUCAACUUUGGUGGACAGUGAAUGAUAUUGAGCAGGAGAUUACGUUUGAAUUGCAUGUUAACACUGUCGGAUGGAUUGGUUUGGGUAUUAGUCCAGCUGGAGGUAUGCAAGGUGCUGACAUCGCCGUUGCAUGGGUCGAUACUUCUGGCAAAGUUCAUAUUCAGGAUCGAUUUGCAUUUGAUAAAAUAAAACCAAUCUUAGAUAACACAACUCAAGAUUGGUUUGCACUUCGAGGUCAAGAACAAAAUGGAUGGACAGGCAUUCAAUUCAAACGUUAUUUUGAUACUUGUGAUCCAAUGGAUGUUCCUAUAAAGUCUGGCACCAAUAUUCUUAUAUUUGCCUAUGGUCUUGUUGAUCUUGAUUUGUGCCAAUCAAACGUCGAUAUCACGUAUCAUGAUAAUCGAAGAGGUUCACGUAUAUUACCACUUCGAUCGUAUGUCGAUCAACCUGCCGAAGACACGUUGCUUGGACUUGAAACCAUCGACUUACGUUUCAACAAUACCACCGCAUAUCCGGAAGAAACCGGUUAUGCUGUCACCAGUGAUACGGGCAGUAAAUACUUCAUGAUCAAAAUACAUUAUGACAAUCCGCGACAAGUCUCCAAUCUCCAAGAUAGUUCAGGCAUUCGAUUUUACCUUGCAAAUGAUCUUCGAAAAUAUGAUCUUGGGUACGUUCUGUUUGGAACUUUGUCUAGGCCAACAAGUCUUGCCAUUCCACCGAAAGCCGAACAAUUUAUUGUCGACUCCUAUUGUCCUCCUGAAGCGACUCGGGUAUGCGCAAUGCUUUACUUAUAA
Messenger RNA from Rotaria sp. Silwood2, 921 nucleotides. The record is from the annotation of a GenBank genome assembly. Lineage: Eukaryota; Metazoa; Rotifera; Eurotatoria; Philodinida; Philodinidae.